GCGGCCGCCGGACGCGGAGACCGAGGGACAUCAGCGUCCGGAAGCCGAGCUGCGGCCGCCAGGUGCCUGCCUGCCCGCCUGCCCGCAGCCGCCUAACCCCGGGGAGCUGUGCACGGAGGAGAGGCGUGCUGGUCACCAUGACAACAGAGACAGGCCCCGAUUCUGAGGUGAAGAAGGCUCAAGAGGAGGCCCCGCAGCAGCCCGAGGCCGCCGCUGCGACCACCCCCGUGCCCCCCGCCGGCCACGGCCACCCAGAGGCCAACUCCAAUGAGAAGCCUGCGCCCCAGCAGGACGCUCGGCCUGCGGAACAGAGCCUAGACAUGGAGGAGAAGGACUACAGUGAGGCCGAUGGCCUGUCAGAGAGGACCACGCCCAGCAAGGCCCAGAAGUCACCCCAGAAGAUAGCCAAGAAGUACAAGAGUGCCAUCUGCCGGGUCACUCUGCUCGACGCCUCUGAGUAUGAGUGCGAGGUGGAGAAACAUGGCCGGGGCCAGGUGCUGUUUGACCUGGUCUGUGAGCACCUCAACCUGCUGGAGAAGGACUACUUCGGCCUGACCUUCUGUGACGCCGACAGCCAGAAGAACUGGCUGGACCCCUCCAAGGAGAUCAAGAAGCAGAUCCGGAGCAGCCCCUGGAAUUUCGCCUUCACAGUCAAGUUCUAUCCCCCUGACCCCGCGCAGCUGACAGAAGACAUCACGAGGUACUACCUGUGCCUGCAGCUGCGGGCAGACAUCAUCACAGGCCGGCUGCCCUGCUCCUUCGUCACACACGCCCUGCUGGGCUCCUAUGCCGUGCAGGCUGAGCUGGGAGACUAUGACGCCGAGGAGCAUGUGGGCAACUACGUCAGCGAGCUCCGCUUCGCCCCGAACCAGACCCGGGAGCUGGAGGAGAGGAUCAUGGAGCUGCACAAGACGUACAGGGGCAUGACCCCGGGAGAGGCGGAAAUUCACUUCCUAGAGAACGCAAAGAAGCUUUCCAUGUACGGCGUAGAUCUGCACCACGCCAAGGACUCCGAAGGCAUCGACAUCAUGCUGGGGGUGUGUGCUAACGGCCUUCUCAUCUACCGGGACCGGCUGAGAAUCAACCGCUUUGCCUGGCCCAAGAUCCUCAAGAUCUCGUACAAGAGGAGUAACUUCUACAUCAAGAUCCGGCCCGGGGAGUAUGAGCAGUUUGAGAGCACAAUUGGCUUUAAGCUGCCAAACCACCGGUCGGCCAAGAGACUGUGGAAGGUCUGCAUCGAGCAUCACACGUUCUUCCGGCUGGUGUCCCCUGAGCCCCCGCCCAAGGGCUUCCUGGUGAUGGGCUCCAAGUUCCGGUAUAGUGGGAGGACCCAGGCCCAGACCCGCCAGGCCAGUGCCCUCAUCGACCGGCCCGCACCCUUCUUCGAGCGUUCUUCCAGCAAACGGUACACCAUGUCCCGCAGCCUUGAUGGAGCAGAGUUCUCGCGUCCAGCCUCGGUCAGUGAGAACCACGACACGGGCCCUGACGGAGACAAGCGCGAGGAGGACGGCGAGUCUGCAGGGCGGCGGUCCGAGGCCGAGGAGGGGGAGGUCAGGACCCCCACCAAGAUCAAGGAGCUGAAGUUCCUGGACAAGCCGGAGGACGUGUUGCUGAAGCACCAGGCCAGCAUCAACGAGCUCAAGAGGACCCUGAAGGAGCCCAACAGCAAACUGAUCCACCGGGACCGGGACUGGGAGCGGGAGCGCAGGCUGCCCUCCUCGCCCGCCUCCCCCUCCCCCAAGGGCACCCCUGAGAAAGCCGGCGAGGCCCAGAGGACCCAGGACACCCCUGAGCAGGACUUGGGAUCUGAGCCUGGAGCGGCCGCAGGCUGGGAAGUGUUCACUCAGAAAAGCCUCGCAGCGUCUCCUGAGGGCUCAGAGCAUUGGGUAUUUAUAGAAAGACAGUGCACUAGGCCGGAAGAGCUCGGCCUCCUCCGAGCGGCCACCACGCAGCAGGAGGACAGCGAGGCGGGCCUUGCCGACGUUCUUGCUGACGGCAGACUCUCCAAGGUGGACGUUCUGGUGGACAAGUUCAAAGUGGAAGUGGCCACGGAAGAAAUGGUGGCAAGCCAAAGAGCAAACACCCAGCGACAAGGAAGGAUGGUCGUGAGUCCUGAAGACUUCGAGUCCGUGUGGGAGGAAGGCCGCUGGGUCAGCGAGAGCCCAGCGUGCACUGCCCCGGCCGCAGGCUGCACGUCGGCAGCCCAGCUUCUCGAGGGCUGCGAGCUCAGGGCGGGCGCCGGGGAGGCAGCUGUCAGGAGCCGCUUUGUCUCCGGGGGCCGGCCGCGCGGGGGCCUGGAGGAGCUGCAGAGCUGCGGGAGGCGCCGUGCCUCGGGGAGCAGCCCAGCAGAAGUGGACGCCCCCUCUCCGGCCUCCGACAAGGGAGGCCUCCAGUCGUUUCUCCUAGACCCGGCGCACUCGGAAGCCAGGGCCGACUCGAGCGAUGAAACCGACACCUCCUUGGCAGAGAGGAGCUUCUAUUUAAACUACGGAGAGAGAGACUCGGAAGAGCAAGGCCUCCCUCCAGCCCUGGAGGAGAGAGAAGAGCCCCCGGAUGCGCCUCCUGCAGCUGAGGCCAGGCAGGAGCAGUCCAAGGGACCCCUGGCCCCAGGGGCCUCUGCUGCAGCUUCGGGUGGGAGUGAGGAUGAAGCAAACACAGCUUCCUUGGAGGAGGGGGUGGCACCCCCCGAGGGCCUGAAGGAGCAUUCUGCAGGAUGGAUGUUUGCUGAGGACCAGGGAGAAGCGAGGCAAGGAAUGGAGAGAGAGUUUACCCACCCGGCAGCUGGUGCGGCCGAGGAGGGGGAGCCCCCUGGGAGUGGAGGUUUGAUGGGAGGGGCUGAGGAAAGCCCCCCGGCAGGAUGGAGGAACCACUCCCCGCAGGGAAGAGGGGCUGGGCACCCAGACGCCCCGGCCCGCGUCCUCCAGUGGGCCGCCCCUCCUGAGGUCAGGAAGCCGGCCAGGCUGGAUGCAGGCAACCUACAGCUGCAAGAGAGGCGAGUGACUCAGAGCCAGCCCUGGGAGCCUGAGGCCUCCGCACCUCCUCGAAGAGAGGCCACCACCCCGCCGCCAGCCUUCCCCAGGAGCUCUGAGGCUCUGGCAGCACUGCAGGGAGCUCCUCCAAGCCCCGCUGCUCCCAGGUCCGGAGGGUCUGUGGUGCUCGGGGCUCAGGCUCCUGCAUGGCUCACAAAUGCCCAGGAGCCCACAGGCCUCGCUGGGUCAGCUGUGCCACCUGUCCCCAGCAGAAAGCCCCGAGUUGUCCCCGAAGAAGCCGAGGCAGCCACACCCCUGGGGCUGCAAAGGCAAGUGACCUCCUUUCAGGCUGGGGGCCAAGAGAGCUCCCUGGAAGACAUCAGCAAGACCUCAGUGGCCACCAAAAUUCGAAUAUUUGAGACCCACGGAGCUGAGCCUCGCCUGGCGCGUCAGCUUGAAGCCAGGGCUCUUCCUGGUGACCUGUCUCCAGAGGCGCCCACAGGACAGGUGGAGCAACAGCGGAGCAAGCUCUUAGACCUGGGUUUCAUCCAACUCCAGCCCCCGGGGGACUUCGCCAGCCCCAGAGCCAUGCCUUGUUCCGCCCCGCCUCUGAGCACCAGGCACGCAGGAAGUGGCACUUCUGCCAGCUCCCCCCAGGAAGCGCGCCCAGAGCUCAGGCUCGUGUCCCCCGAUUCAGGCUGUGAAGCCGCGCUGGAGGAAGCUCCCGGGAGCAAGCCCGGAGAUGCGGCCAGGGGAGAGAAGCGCCUCACCCGCCUGGCAGCCAAGGCCCCUGGCAAGGGGGCGCGCCUGGGACGCACCAGCCCCCCGGGCCCCCAGAGAGCAGGGCUGAGGGAGGGCUCGGAGGAGAAAGUCAAACCGCCACGUCCUCGGGCCCCCGAGAGUGACACAGGCGAUGAGGACCAGGACCAGGAGAGGGACGCGGUGUUUCUGAAGGACAACCACCUGGCCAUCGAACGCAAGUGCUCCAGCAUCACGGUCAGCUCCACGUCCAGCCUGGAGGCCGAGGUGGACUUCACGGUGAUCGGCGACUACCACAGCAGCGCCUUCGAGGACUUCUCCCGCAGCCUGCCGGAGCUCGACCGAGACAAGAGCGACUCAGACACCGAGGGGCUGGUGUUCUCCCGGGACCUCAAGGGGGCCCCCAGCCAGGACGAGGAGUCUGGGGGCGCCGAGGACAGCCCGGAUCGAGGGGCCUGCUCCACCCCGGAAAUGCCCCAGUUUGAGCCCGUGAAGGCAGAGACCAUGACCGUGAGCAGCCUGGCCAUCAGGAAGAAGAUCGAGCCGGAGGCCAUGCUGCAGAGCCGAGUCUCCGCUGCAGACCACACCCAGGUUGAUGGGAGUGCCCUGGCGGGGAAGGAGUUCAUGGUCACCGCCCCCUCCAUCACCACAGAGACCAUAUCAACCACCAUGGAGAACAGUCUCAAGUCCGGGAAGGGGGCAGCUGCCAUGAUCCCAGGCCCACAGACGGUGGCCACGGAAAUCCGUUCUCUUUCUCCGAUCAUCGGGAAAGAUGUCCUCACCAGCACCUACGGCGCCACCGCGGAAACCCUCUCAACCUCCACCACCACCCAUGUUACCAAAACUGUGAAAGGGGGGUUUUCUGAGACGAGGAUCGAGAAGCGAAUCAUCAUUACCGGGGACGAAGAUGUGGAUCAAGACCAGGCCUUGGCGUUGGCCAUCAAGGAGGCCAAGCUGCAGCAUCCUGACAUGCUGGUGACCAAAGCUGUCGUGUACAGAGAAACAGACCCGUCCCCGGAGGAGAGGGACAAGAAGCCGCAGGAAUCCUGACCUCCGUGAGGAGACGCCGCAUUUCUGGUCCAAGCCAAGCCAGAGAACCAUUAAGAAGGGGCCUUCAUUCUGGAUUCUCCAAUGCGACACCCACGUCCCAGCUGCGCGUACUGUCACUGAUGAGAGACCGGGAAGGAAAAAGCAUAUAUAUAGAGAUAUAUAGAGAUAUAGAUAUAUAUACAGGAAACACCGCGUCCACGUGCUGCCGCCGGCGCUGCCGCUGCCGUCGCCGCCGCCACAGCCAACAUCUGAACACCUACAUUCCCUUUGCAGACGCAUUGAAAAAUUGGCGGGAUUUUUUUUUUUCCAGGAAAAACAAAACAAAACAUCACGACAGACCACCGUAUCUCGUACCCAACCCCCAGCCCACCCCGCCCUCCCCGCUGAGUGACAAAAGUAAGCCGGACCACGGGGAUGUAGAAGCACCCCACACCUGCCCUGGUGCUGCGCGCCCCAGCGGGGGUGGGGGACAAGAUCGCAGCGUCCGGCGGGCGCCCACGCACAGGCAAAGGAGAACACUCGUGCAGCAAGGCGCGCAGUCAGGCGUUGUCCGAGAAAGGAAGGAAAGCCCCCCCUCGGGAAGGAGGCGGGCAGGAGCACUGGGGUGUUAUUUUCUGGGUGUGGGCCCUGGGCCACAGAACCCGCCUUCCUCUCUUCCACACCCCUUUCCCCUCUUCUGUCUCGGCUCCCGCCCCCUCCCAUCGCGCCCCUCUCCCCACCCCACCCGCCCCGCCAGGUCCUGGUCCUGCCAAGGACCACAAAUGACCACAAAUGACUCUCACUCGGAAGAGAAAAAGGAGAGGGAGCGAGAGCAGGUGCGCGAGGCCACGGGGGCAGGGGACGCAGACACUGUCCACCGUCCCCCGGUGAGGGUGCCGGGCCCAGCAGACGUGUGGAUGUGCUUUCAUGUGAUGUAGAUUACAAAUAACAGGAGGCGACUAGUAACAUAAACAGUACUGGUGAGUAUGACGCUGACAUUUUAAAGUUACCAUUACCUAACUGUGAUUGAUGUAGCCAAGGUUCCUAGAUCUCGCCCCCCGCCCCGUGGGUAGUGGGCUGCCGCGACCAGACCGGCAUAGUGAUCCUGUGUGUGGUGUUUGUAACUGGUUGAUUGGUGGGGAGGGUGGGCGCUCCAGACGGAGAGGUGAGGGCUUGGCAAGAGGGAAGUCCCGGAGAUGUAGUCCCGAACAUGUGGGCCAACACGCCUUCUCCCCCCGCGGUAGCCGCUAGGACCUGGCCUGUGCUCAGCCGUGGGGUCCUGCCACUGGGGUCCCCACAGCACACAUCCCCUGGCUCGGUCCUCCUACCUCCCUAGAGGGCUUGCCUUGCUCUUCAGUCCUCUCUCUCUCUCUCUCUCUCUCUCUCUCUCUCUGUUUUUGUUUGCCACAUGUCUUGGGCUCCCCUAACCACGCCGUGAUGACUAACUCUGUAUCCUAAGGGAGACAGAGCCCUUGGCCAUGGUAGAAGAUGCUGGCUUUCACCAAGCUGUUGUCUUCUCCUCUCCCCCUCGGGGCCUGGGUCGAAGCAGCCAUGCUAAAGAGGCCGAGGCACCUCCCCUGCCCCAGAGCAAGGAAGGCGAAAGGGAAAGUCCCAGCUGGGUGCCUCCCACUUGGUGUGGGACCUUGGCUUUGGGGACCUCCCGGUCAGCAUCGAGCUCUGAGCCCUGCCCUGAGACCACUGGGGCCCCUGGGGAGAGUCACUUCCCUGAGCUCCGCCCUGCCCCCUUCUGGGGACACCUUACUUUCUCAGUCACCGCUGCUAAGGAUCGGAUGCAGUUGCUCAGCCAGCCCUGUUCUCAACCGAAGGAGAAAGUGUGAAGAGAGGGGAGGGGCACAGGAAGCCACAGGAGCCACACCUCCGUCCCCAGUCCUGGCCAGCCCACCUAAAAGCACCUCCCACUUUCUGACCUGCCGGUCAGUGUUCGGGAUGCCCCCCAGAGGGCCCAGGCCACAGACACCCUCUUGGCUUGCCCAUCACUUGCCCUGACAGCACAGACCUCGGUCGGGCAAGAAACUAGAAGAGCAUUUGAUCUCUGCACACAAACGGGGCUCUCAGACGGCAGAGAGCCGAGAGCCACUCCAAGCCCCGCUGGGCGCAGAGCCCGCUUCCUGUGCACCAGGCUGUAGUCACAGUCCUGGUGCAGAAGCCACAGAACCUCCUGCCUGCCCUUCUCAGCGCGAGAGGCCCACUCUUUCUGGGCCACUCAGAAUUUGUCUCUGGUACCCACUUCUGCAAGAACCGGAUGUCCUGAGUACGCAGGGCGCCACUCAGAGGGCAGGUCCUUGUUCUGGCCUUUGCACCUGCCCCCAGCCCCUGGGGGUGGGGCUUAGGGCUUGGCUUGUGGGCCGCCAGGGUCUGGGGAGGUGUGCAGCCCGUGGACGCAUGCGCUGACCUUCCUCCCACAGUGAGGCCGGAGGCAGGCAGUGCCUCCGGGGAGGAGGAGACCUGCAAAGCUGGAAUCUGGGCCACUGGCUCCUCUCCAUAGAGAAUACAGAUGUUCGUCUCGUCUGUCUUCAACCUACUUUUCCUUUUCUCUUUCUCACAUUUCUCAGUCUCUCUGUGCCGCCUCUCCGCCCAGAGGCUGUGUGGCCCAGUGGAAAAAGUCCCCGAGCACCGCUGGGAGCUCUGGGUGAGCGUCUUGGUUCAGACCCUGGCUCGCCGCGUGCUGUGGGCUCGCCCCUGCCUCCCUUCCUGCCUCAGUUUCCCCACCUGCAGGAUGAGCAAGGCAAGCCAGGUUUCCUCCAGGGUCUUUUUCCACUCUGCCGCCUUAGAGAUCUUCGUCUCCUCUUACUUUGCUUUCUCCGGAUCGUCUCCAUCUGAGGGUACAGCGCGUGCCAGGGUCGGUUGGUUUUUGAGUCCUGCAAGCACAUUCCAAGACUGGCCUGAAACUGCAUGAGCAACAUCACUCUUAAGUCAUUUUUUUUUCCCAGAAGCACCUUACCAGCCAACUGCGAUGCUGUCCUGUUCCUUUCUACUCACGCCCCUCUCUCCUCUCUCGUCCCACGCUCCCCACCUCAGUGCUCCGUGCUGUAUGCGUGUGCUCUCUGUUCUUGUAUACUCAAUAAAAGUGAAAUAAAUGUGUUUGAUGCCG
This is a messenger RNA of Lepus europaeus (European hare), 7869 nucleotides long. It is a transcript of the gene EPB41L1, whose product is annotated as erythrocyte membrane protein band 4.1 like 1. Gene Ontology annotation, molecular function: actin binding; structural molecule activity. Gene Ontology annotation, cellular component: cytoskeleton; plasma membrane. The record is from RefSeq and is a predicted model, not a curated record. The transcript has 25 exons. Gene Ontology annotation, biological process: cortical actin cytoskeleton organization. NCBI's taxonomy places the organism in Eukaryota, Metazoa, Chordata, Mammalia, Lagomorpha, Leporidae. Bases 138 to 4778 code for a protein of 1546 amino acids.